Xiphophorus hellerii (green swordtail) is the source of this 1742-nucleotide messenger RNA. RefSeq lists its product as uncharacterized. Gene Ontology annotation, biological process: adenylate cyclase-activating G protein-coupled receptor signaling pathway. The record is from RefSeq and is a predicted model, not a curated record. Gene Ontology annotation, molecular function: G protein-coupled receptor activity. Lineage: Eukaryota; Metazoa; Chordata; Actinopteri; Cyprinodontiformes; Poeciliidae. Gene Ontology annotation, cellular component: plasma membrane.
AUCCUUAUUGGAAGUAAGAUUGCUCAUGUGGGGAUUCCUGUUUGAAAGAAUGCCAUGAUGCCAACAGCUCUUACUUAAACAAAAUCUCCAAGCAGGUGGAGUCAAAGCAGCAGCAUGUGAUAAGACGGAGACGUUUAUAAAGAAUGUGUCCUGUGACAGGUUAAAACAGUUUCACAGAGGACUGUAAUGAAGACACAUUUCAUAGCAGCAGAUGUACUGAAUGUGAAAAUAUGAAUAUAUCAAAUUCUACUGUGGAUUUCAGUGGAUUACUGGGCAGAAAACAGAUUGAUGUUCUCUCUACAUUGUACAUAGUGUUGCUCUCUCUCAGUGUAACUGGGAGUUGUUCAGUCUUGCUGGUUUCAACAGUAAGAUGGAGACACCUAAGAGGACAAGUUCACCUCUUGGUGCAGCUCUCUCUGGCCGACCUGCUGGCUGCUAUCAUCCUGCUGUAUACCGGUGUCAUAAACAAAGUUCACCCUUUCAAUGGCGUCGUCUGCCCAUACCUCCUCCCCUUGUCACUGACAUUCUAUUUCAUUUCAUUCUUGUUGGCCGUCGUUUAUGCCUUGAAGUCGAGGAAUGCUAUCCAGGGCUGGAGGGACAGAGCAUCAGAUGAAGAAGAUGAACAUAGUCAGUGUAGGAGAAAAAUCAAAGCGAUUCCUUUAUAUGCCUUUGUGUGGUUGACGCCAGUUGCCAUUUACUUUGCUUAUGUGUGCACUCUGUUGAUAAAACCUGCCACAUUAAUUCCUACAACCUCCAGCUCACAGUAUGGGCUCAGUGAUAACGGUAGCUCGUACUGUCACAGCUGUAUUUUGUUCUUGCAUGUCUGGAAGGAUCCUUGUGUUGGAGUGGAUGAGACACAUGAUACUUUCAUCAGAGCUUUCCUUGCCAUUGCAGUGAUAACAGCAAUGUUGUCUUGCUCUGUUAUUUAUUGGAAAAUCGGGAAGUGGCAUGAAAAGUACAUGCAAGUUGGGCUCUUCCCUGUGGAGGGAGAUGGGCAUUCAAGAAGGCAAUUCAGAAGAGUGUUUUCUACAGCACGAAAUAUCGUUAUGGUCAUAUUAUUCUGUUGGGCUCCAGCGCUCCUCCUUCUUCUGAUGUCUCCCUUGAUCCAAAGGAAUGUUAAACAAGACAGUUUAUAUUGGCUGUAUUUGAUACAGGCUGCCACUGUGUCUCUCCAAGGAUUCCUAAACAGUAUGGUCUACGCCUGGAGACGACCUAACUUCACAGAUGCUGUUCUUGGGGAAUUCACACCUCUGCUGAGAUAUAAACACAGGCCCUUCUUUGAGGAAUCUUUUCAGUCACUGACAAAAAAAAAUGCACUUACUGAUGUUGUUAUGCUCUGACAUGGAGCACUGAUCUCAGAAAGACAAACUGGACACUUUAUGACAACAUGGCUGUGUAACCUGAAACACAAACUCAACUUGUGAACUGAAAAUGUAAAAAAGAUUGUAUUUUUAAUGAAGGAAAAAGCUUAUACGUAUGUUACUGAAACCAUUGUGUGAAUUUUGUCAUCCUUUGAUUGAAGUUGUAUUUAUAUCACUUAUAAUUUAGGUUUAAAUGUGUUAAGGAUAUAUGGUAUUCUCUUUAUCAGUUUAUACAGAUGUAUAGAUGCUUGAAGAUAAAAGAAACAACUAAUUUUAUGUCAUUGUCUUUAAAGUGUUUUGUAAUUGGUCUUAUCUUGGUAUGUCUAUCAUUUUAUAUUUAUUCAUUUUGAUCAUUAAAAGGUUUCUAUGACCAACCAUUCA